AUGUCAAAGGACAACAAGUAUAGUCCUACCAAGUCUAACCACACAACGCCCAAGAGUCGAAAGAAUGAGCCAUGGAUAGUCGAGUUUUAUACUAAGGGGCCGUUUGUGUAUGAUAGGCCUGACGGCAACCAUGUGAGGAACUCUAGAGAGGAAUCGCUUCUCUCUAAGGAAAACAUCCGAAUUAUAGAGCAGCCGAUUCGUCGAACUAAUGCCUCACCAACGUCAGAAGAUUGGAAACGGUUGAGAAAGGAUUCUUCUGACCUUCACACUGUUCUCAAUAAUCCUGCGCCAGAAGAAGACUCUGAUGUGAUGAAAAUGGGUGCGGNUCUGACCUUCACACUGUUCUCAAUAAUCCUGCGCCAGAAGAAGACUCUGAUGUUCAUUUUACAUACCUUGAUUACCUGCUCAGAUCCUCAAAAUGCUGCAACUCCUGAAAACUAUGGCAGUCUCAAUGAUGUCUUUUACACUCCAAUGACGCAUCUACGUAUUUCACGACGCGAGGAAAGCAAUUUCUCGAACCCCUACAACUCAGGGACUGUACACCAGUUCUCACCUCCUGCUUCAAGACCACAAUUUUCCUUGAUCGCCGGCAAAGAGAGCAUAUCUGCUGUGCAUUCUCCAUUAGAUCGAAGUGUUUCUAUCAAAGAGAGAACCGAAGCGCAAUUGGCUGUGUUUGAUAGAAUUUCUAGUAAUCUAGACAUUGCUAUCAAACAAGCUAGAGAUGUCCUGAGUAAACCUAUUCGUUUGGGUCUGCCUCCGCUUGACUCUGUGGAAAUUCCACCAUUCAAUGAUAAUCGCCAAACAAUUGAUCCUGGUCAGCUUGAGAGACUUAAGCAAAUGAGAGAAGAGCUACCGUCGUUAUCACGUCAUUCGUUACCUGCGGGUAUUGACUUUUCCAAGUUUGGAAACACAACUACCGCAAUGUCAGACGUAACACUAGGUCUCAGUAGUGGACAGGCGCCCGGUGAAAGGGGUAAAGCUUUCGAAAACACCGUCGAAUCUCCGUCUUCGGAGAAUAAGCGAAUGAAGAAUACGGAGAUUUCGUUACCCAAGGCGCUUAGUGCAAGUAUGGCUGCUGAGCUGGCCUAUGCAGAACGAGUGGAGAAAACUCAGUUACAUUUAGACGCAUCUCGGUGUCUCGCCAAGGAAGUUGAAGAGAAAAUACGAACUGAUCAGCAAAACAAAAAUGCUGAUAUUGACGCGCUUUUGGACUCAUUCAUUCUUCAGGAUAGGUCACCAGUGGCCUAUGAAAACGAAACGGCUUGUUCUCAUGAGCAAACCAGUGCUGUCUCUGUAAAUGCAGUAACAAGGACGAUCCCCCAGCAGAUUCACUUCAGUUCGACUGACAACAAACACGUCGUUCUUAGUGAAGAAGAAAGGGAGGAUCGAAGGGUUCAUGUACAAUCAUACGUUCGCAUGCAUAAACAUCUCCAUAGUCUUCAACUUGUUAUUCUCCGCCUGAGAAAAAAAUUAGCUGGUUCUCAAGCCUCGGUGGCGGAAUUUGAUAAUUCGAUUGGUGCUGCGAACGCAGAGCAUGAAAAGGCUGUUGAGGAUGCUGAGUUGUUGCUAACUCAGAGAUUCACGCCGAGAGAAUUUCUCAUGAUAAUCAAACAUCGACAGCAAAAGGUUUGCGAUGCUACUGAGGAGUGUAGUAAUACCAUCAAACAGCUUCUGAAUUUGGAUGCUCCAGAUCGACAGAGAGAGAUUUCGUCCAGAAAAUCUGUUACUGUCGCAGCACAUAAGCGAAAUGCACCAAGUAAGGGCAGUGACUCGGUACGAAUAGAUACAAAAGCUCUGAAUGACAGUGUUAAUGAUGGUGGUGGAGAUUUGAGUGCGCGUGCCAUGCGACGUAACUUGGAGGCUCGAAGAGAGCAAGCUGAAAUGCUGAACAAGAGUUUCGAGGAGAGAUCGAAAGACAUCGAACAAAAGACGAAAAAGUCAAUAGCAGUUCAGCUUGUUAAGUAUGAUCGGGUCAUCGCUGAGCGCACAAAUCUGAUCAGUCAUCUUGAAAAGAUUUCUACCGAAGGUUACAAUGAAAUGUUGACUUCACCUCUAAAAACUCCAUCGCCUCGUCGUGAAGGCGUUGCUCCUUUGGAUUUCAGUCAGUUGUCCCAAGAGCACUUCAUCGAUGAGGUUGCAGUAUCGGAUCAAAGCAGUAAAAAUCAUUCUAGCGGAAUGCUGACUCAUUUUGACGAGGAGCAAGCAGAUGAGGGGAUAUCUCGGACUCUUUCGCAGUCAACGGUUUAUGAAGAUUCGCUGUCGCAUUUUGAUGACGAUGAGGAAAGGCCUGCCUCAUCGAGCUCUGAGGCUACUUUGUACAAAUCGGAUAUGGAGGACAAGAGUCCAGGAAUGUCUCCCGGUAAAAAGACAGGUGACCUUCAACAACCGUCUCGUCGUACAUUGGAUACAGCUGAAACACUAGCUAUGCUCUCUAGACACAUCGUGUCCAAGGUGGACACGACAUCCGAACAUGACGAUGUCAACCAGAAGAUUCAGAGCAUUAUAGAUGAGGCUGUUCUGGAUAGCGUUAAAUCGCAGAAAGUAGCUGAUGAUGGUCCAGGUUUAGAGACAGUUGUGGAAGCUGUACCUGAUGAGAAAAUGACCAAUGAUGGCCAUCAUGCUGGAGAGGCCAAUGUCACUACCGACUCAUCUGCUAGAGCCAAAGAAGAGGAUCACUCUAUAAAGGGUCAAAUAUCGUCGAAGGCUGAGCAGCCUGAGCUUGAUGAUGAAACUCAAGAGCGUAAGCCUAGUGGUGCUGAUGAAGCACGGUCUUUGCCUAGUACUCUCAUAGGCGCGUCAACAGAGGUCGCACUUUCAGACGCAUUCUGUCAACAGGAUCUUGUUUCUCAGCCGUCAGGUCAGAAGGAAGUUUCAGCUGUGGUUCGCCCUCCCAAGGAUUUUUCCCGAUUGCGAUUAUUUUUUGGUAGCCCAGAUGAACCGACUGAGGACGGUGCCGAUUAUCAGCCAACCGACGAUGAUGACAUACCAAAUUAUCAGUUCGUGACGAGGACCGAACCUCACAGUGACAUGUUGGCGGAGAACUCUGAAAACUCGGAUCAGUUUCCGGAAACAGCCUCUGUCAACGACGAUGGAGAGGUGCCCGUCGUAACCCUGAGGCGUUUUGUUUAUAAGGAGUCAGUGAUGACUCGAAAAUAUCAGGAAGAUCCAGAGCUCGAAAAAACCCAAUGGGAAAUGACUCCAUCCGGUUCUCCAGUUGGGAAUCCAAGUCGGGAAUCUUCGACGCAGAAGAUCGAUCUUAACGACGCUUUUAUCCUGGAUCUGUCCCAUACACAAGGUUCAGACAAAAUAGAAACGGAGCUGGAACGACUAGAAGAGAAAAGUGAGUGGCUCACAGAUGAUGAGCAGCCAUCACCAAAGGUGGGAUUGGAUGAGGAAAUUGAGCAGAGUACGCUAGAAGAGGAUCUUAUUGGGCGCAGAGAAGAAACUAAACAAAACCGGGAUCAAACUGUUGCGAGCGGUGAUCAAGCGAACAACGAACCAGAACGUGCGGCUGCAAUUGAGAAGCUCGAUCUUUCUGUACUUGAGAAUGACGGUGUCAUUGACAAAGAAGAAGGGAGGAAAUCGCUAACCGAAGAGUUCGGUCCUACAUCAACUAAGUUUAGCAGUCCGGUGAACCUUGCAGAGGAGCGAGCUGGGACGUAUGAAGGUGUCGGUGUCGUCGAAGAUCAACAGAGCCUGUCGAAAUCUACCAGUGUAGAAGAAAAAAGCUCAAUCGAAGAUAGAGACGAGCAAAAAGACUCGAAAGAAACUCGUUCGCAAUCCUCCAAAAGCUGCGGUGAUACUAGUGAGGCAUGGCAUGAAAGUUCCAAGCUCUGCCCUGAUAAUGCUGAGUGUGGCAAGAGCGUAAAUGAGAUCUUCUUGAUGGAACCCACCACUGAUGGUCGACCGAGUGUGGACUUGAACCGUAGCGAACUAUGCGACAGUUUGUCCACAUCCAUAAUGCAGUUCAUGACAGAAACGGCUUCACCACGACGUCCAUCCUUGUCAAGGGUAGUUGGACGCUACCAAUUGAGCGAUUCCCUGUUGGAGGAUUCCAUUUCUUCAGUGUCAAUGUCGCCACGUACUAUGCAAGACCGGUUUACCACGAAAAUGCCUGCUUCGUUAUCACCUCGAUCUAAAGUGUUGCUAGAAGAAAACCUAAACAGUUCACUGGUGGAAACAAUCGUGAAAUCAGAAACAGUGAUGGCAGUCACAGAUGAAAAACUGCGUGAAAUCGACGAGCAAGUAGCGUCACUGAAAGUCAAAUCGCCAUCAGUCGAGAAGGUUGGGAUCGCGUCAGCGACGGAUCUUAAUUUAUCACAGAAUGACACAUUUGAAGAUCUGUUAUCAGUGGAAAAGCCCUACUCCCUGUUCGACAAGCUUGGCUCGACUGAUCAGGUCCCUGCAGAUUUUCCCUUGAAGCACGUCGCGGACACUCCUCGAAAGCCUCCACCUCAAGGAAUUUCUCCAGCGACGCCUGAGGCGAUUGAACGACAGCACCAUGCGGAGCUCACGAACAAGUUUGACUCUCCGGAGUGGAUGGAGAAAAUGUGUCGCCUGUACUCAAAGGUUGUGUGGAACUUCCUGGCGUCGGAAGGAUUCGUGCGUCCAAUUUAUGACCACCUUGUGUCUGCUCCAACAUGUAGCGAUGAUGAGCUUGUUGAGACUGAAGAUGAACGGGACCUUUUGGAUAACAAAAAAACUUUAAUCUGGGCAGCUGUAACUGAAUUAGCAGCGAUGCUCUGGCCUGAGCAUCCUGAAAGAGGCGAUGUUGUUAGUUCCAAAUGGCUGCCCAUACCAUCAGACGAGGAGCAGUUCUCCGAAAUGGCCGUUCAGUAUAUCAAUGAUCAGUUUGGUGGGUCAUCACCUGCUGACGACGCCAUCGACGAGUCGGUAGCACGACUUUUCUACGGACGUGGUAUCAAUAACUUUGCACGCGGAGUAGAUGCCGAGUACCGUACGAUGUGCGGAGAGCUGAUCAAUCUAGUCGGUGAUCGAUUUGUUUCGAGAGAAAUACAACAGAUGCAUCAUCGUUUGGAUGACGACGACAACGAGUCACUUCUAACGCCAUCAACAUCUUCGAUAGGCCGGUUAAGCGGUGACUUCGGUCGUCCCUCUUUGGCUCGACUUUCAAUUGGCAGCAACUCGUCCAUAGGACGACGUUCAUCGGCAAACGCCGUCAUUGUUAAGUCGCUUGGCGUUGUGCAUGAAGAGUAG
Molecule: messenger RNA, 5217 nt
Organism: Haemonchus placei
Lineage: Eukaryota; Metazoa; Nematoda; Chromadorea; Rhabditida; Trichostrongylidae
Source: the annotation of a GenBank genome assembly